UCGGCCUCAGUUGCUGAGCAAUGCCAACCAUCCUGCCUACUACCUGCCUGAACUCAUGCGCAAACUGGACCUCAUGGGCAAUCCGAAGGCUCGGUGCCUGGUGCAGCAGAAACCAGAGGUGACACUGAGCUUCUUCCCACCACUACCCCCUACGGGAGCGUCGGCGUAUGAAGGACAUGACGAUCUGCAGCGAACUCUGACCGUGGAUGUUAUCCGCUUUGCCACCAUUCCUCCUACCAAGGUGAGCUUUCUACUUAACUUAUAUGUCCAGUACAUGCAGCGUUGGUAUGGGCGUGGAUCAAUGUGCCCCUCUGUACGGAUGCUGUUCAAUGUAUAG
This is a messenger RNA of Sphaeroforma arctica JP610, 337 nucleotides long. RefSeq lists its product as hypothetical. The record is from RefSeq and is a predicted model, not a curated record. NCBI's taxonomy places the organism in Eukaryota, Ichthyosporea, Ichthyophonida. The annotation marks the transcript as partial. The transcript has 2 exons.